Messenger RNA from Physella acuta, 905 nucleotides. RefSeq lists its product as uncharacterized. Gene Ontology annotation, molecular function: protein binding. NCBI's taxonomy places the organism in Eukaryota, Metazoa, Mollusca, Gastropoda, Physidae. Gene Ontology annotation, biological process: signal transduction. The record is from RefSeq and is a predicted model, not a curated record.
GCUACUACAACAUUUAAAUUAAUAGCAGACUACUUUUAUUUUUAUUGACUCAAAAGCUUUAACUUUAAAUCGUAACUCCAGAUGAAAAUGUUAAAUAAAAUGUUACACUUAAUGUUGUGAUGGGCUGGGUCACAAGUUUCCUGUGUGUCUCAAUACAUCUGGCCCUGGCUGUUGUGGAUUUGAACGUUCAGGAAAUCCAGUAUGUUGCUGACCAUCUGACAGACAAGAAAUGUGAUCAACUCAUGGAAGCGCUGGGUGAAAAAACAUUUAUGAUUCACCCAGAAAGGUUCACCACCCCAAAACCAGUUCAAGGUCACCCUGAGGCGCCCUGUGUGAGAAGGAUUCGAGCCUGGAGCAAAGAUCAAGGCAAGAACAUGACUUUUGAGUUUUUAGCGCUCAGGCUCAGAGAGAUUGGUUUAGAGAAGGAAGCUGACAAGUUGUCCCGCACUGUCCUUGGUGAGACCGUCCAAGAGCUCCACCGCUACUUCCUGGAUGACCCCUUCAAGGAGAUGAUCCCCACCAAAUCUUUCAUGGUAGACAAGGAUGACCUCACCACAAAGUUACUUCCAGUGCUGGACGAGGAGGACAAAUACGACCGUCUGUUUGUGGCGGUCAUCUGCAUGACAGUCUUGUGUGCAACACUCUGCAUGUCCAUCAGCGUGUGUCUGGUCUGUCCAAGACUCGGACACUACAUCUGUGUACGUGCAUGCCCGUCCCUCUGCUCAUCACUCUAUGAUGUCAUGAUUGACAGCUGUCACAGAGUUUGGUAUGGAGGCAGGAGGAGCAUGGAUAAAUACUUGUUCGUCACGCCCCCUGGUGGGAGUGGCUUAAUGGUCUAAUAUUUGUUUUCACAUUUUACACAAACUUGAGCUUAAUUCAUUUGUUGUAUACAAUUUGUUUCAUCA